Molecule: messenger RNA, 8074 nt
Organism: Dermacentor silvarum
Lineage: Eukaryota; Metazoa; Arthropoda; Arachnida; Ixodida; Ixodidae
Gene: Coq5
Product: 2-methoxy-6-polyprenyl-1,4-benzoquinol methylase, mitochondrial
Exons: 7
Coding region: 295-1215 (306 amino acids)
Biological process (GO): ubiquinone biosynthetic process
Molecular function (GO): methyltransferase activity
Source: RefSeq, a predicted model, not a curated record
CCAAGAAGCGCGCGCCGAGAGUGGUAUCGCCGAAAGCGAUCGUCCGAGAAUACGACCCAUCACUUGAUUCACCGUGACGUGAAGCGAUGUCGGUGCCGUGGUUUUGCACUACGCAAACAGACGUCAGGUAUGCGCUCCAGCCUUGGAUUGGUGGUGAAGAUGCUCCGACAACGCGAUUAUUGGCACGGGUUCAAGGCUGAACGCCGCACCCACCGACUGCGCCUGCUGGUGGCAUGUGUGGCUGUUCUUCGGUGGAUUUGACGUACGGCGGUCGGUUAACGCUGGGCGCUAAAGAUGGCGACCUCCUGCCGGUUGCGCUUUGCAGCCAGAUUCGUGGGCCACAGAAGUUCGUUUGUGGCGUUCGUGAGAUGUGCGAGUGGUGGGCCUCAGAGUUCUCCGCAAACGGAAGAGGCCCUGAGGGAUCACAACACAAAUUUUGGGUAUGAAAAAGUUUCCGAGCACGAAAAGGCUGAGAAAGUUCGUGAAGUCUUCAGCCGAGUGGCAGAAAAGUACGACUUGAUGAACGAUGCCAUGAGUGCGGGAAUUCAUCGCCUUUGGAAGGACAGGUUGAUCUCGGUCCUAGGUCCGUUGCCGGGAAUGCAGCUCAUUGAUGUUGCGGGAGGAACCGGAGAUGUUUCAACAAGAUUCAUUCAAGCUGUGAGAUAUCAAGAGCUCCAAGCUAACGACAACUCAGAUGUGGAUCUCACUGGUGGCUCAUCAAGUCAGCGUGCACAUGCUUACGUUGUGGACAUCAACAGAGAAAUGCUGGAAGCUGGCAAACGACGGAAUGAUCUUCUUUAUCCUGAUAUAUCUUGGACUCAAGGGGAUGCUGAGCAGCUGCCAUUUGGUGAUGGCCACUUUGAUGCAUACACUAUCGCAUUUGGUAUUCGUAACGUCACUCAUAUUGACAGGGUGCUCAGUGAAGCGCAUCGUGUACUAAAGCCUGGAGGAAGAUUUCUUUGCUUAGAGUUCAGCCGGGUAGAAAAUCCACUGCUGCGUAGCAUCUACGACAAUUACUCCUUCCAAGUGAUACCAGUCAUGGGCCUAUUGUUGGCGCGGGACUGGAAGUCAUAUCAGUACCUAGUCGAGAGCAUUCGCAAGUUCCCAUGCCAGGAGCUGUUCAAGGAAAUGAUCCAGGCAGCAGGUUUCAGGGCAGUCACCUAUGAAAACCUAAUGAAUGGAGUUGCAGCCAUUCAUUCCGGCUUCAAGCUUUGACGGAGGCAAGACAGAUAAAUGCGACAGCCUCGCUUUGUUCACUGCACUCCCUUUGCAUCCAAAUUCUUAGAUUGUUAAAAAAAUAUUGUUCCUUGUUGGUGUGUACAUAGAUACUGUAAAUAUGGCAGCGUCCUGGUGAAUUAUAUAAAUGAACUUAUCUCCUCUUGCGUUGACAGUGAAUUGAAAGUGGAUUGCAAGUGCCUUAGAAAUUGGUACUGCCAGCGUUUUCAUUGGCAGUCUGUUCUUUAGCAUGCCCAAUUUUGGACACUAGCUUAUUGUCAUAUUUACUUUGCUUUUGUUGAGAAACUGUAGCAUGGUGUCUAGAAGAAUCUUAUGUAUUCUAAGAGCAAGUUUAUUAGUUCGUAAGCCUAGUUACAUGCUGUGCCAGGAAAAGACAACUAUUAGGUAGUUUUUAUAAUAGCAAUGUGUUUACACUUUUCCAUAAAGGAUGCUUAUUUUUAGACCAAGUUGCGAUUUUUGAAGGAUGUUUCUUGAGACAGAGUUGAAUGCAAAUAGUACAACUUUUAAAUACCCAUACAAACUGUGCAAAUUUCUCUUGUAAUUUUCUGAAAAUGAGCAGUUUGCCUUUGUGAAUGCUGUGAUAGAAGAGAAAUUGCGCAUAAGCUUUAUAAUCAAAGAGAAAUGGCUAUCCCAUACCCAAACCAGGUGUAAUAAGCACUGAAUACUGCUGAUUACGUCAUCACCAUAUGUGUCUUCUCUACCACCACUUAAGUCAUGCUGACUGGUCUGUUCCUAGGAGCCUUUUAUGGACUGUGGCUGUAAUGGCAGAUAGUCAAGACUGCAGCUGGCCUCUGCCUUGCUACAUUUGGCUAUUCACGACUAGGAAAUUUUGGCACACGUUUCAAGCUGCAGCUUGAGCAGCUUGCUUUUUUCUCCUCUCACUUCUCGGUGGGUUUUCCACUGGUACUACUGAAUCUCAUUGACAUCAUCUUGUCAUCACUCUAAUUCAAGUCAUUUGCAGGAGAAAAGGCCUCUCUCAAAGAUCUCCCUUUACCCCUGUCCUAUCUAUGUCAGCCAAAACAAUCCUAUAUUUGGAAUUUAAAAUAGCGCAAAAGACGGAACACCAGUAAAAGAGGACAUAGACAUUGACUCACAACGAGGUUUAUUUGUCACAAUCGCACCAUAUACAGUUAAACCUGCUUAUAAUGAACCUCCAUAUAACAAAUUCCUGGAUAUAACGAAGUUUUUCUAUUCCCCGCCGUUACUCCAUGGAAGCACAUGUAUUUGAGACCUCUAUGUAACAAAGUGGCGGCGGGAGAUCCCCUCAAAAUAACUAAUUUUGAGAUUUCACCCCAAAUUUUGUCAUUUUUGCGCGAGCAGCAACCGGAAGCACCUUCUCCGCCGCGACGGAAUGCGAAGCGGCGACGACGGCGAGGUGAGAGCAAGCGCAUAUGUGCGAGCGUGCGCGAGGUGGGCCUGCAUCCCUCGACUCGGCGAUCUUGCCGCCGCGGGCGUGACCUUUCCCCCUCCCUUCAUUCAAACCUGAUCCCGCCGCUUGCUGCAGCUGGCCUAGCCCGCCAAGCCGGCACUCUCCUUUUACUGUUGAUGUUGCCGAAGGAAAAAAAAAAGAUUUUAUUUUUCAACGCACUGGCAACGCCACUCUUUGGUUACUGCGCAAAUCUCUGCGCUUCACUUCACUAACCUGACACUAGCUGGCACUAUACGACGCUACAAUGCCAUUGUGUCGCUCGCUCUUCGUUUCCAACGCCUCGCACUUGUGCGAAAAGACAUGCCUCCACGCAUACAGUACCUGGCGUGACGUUCGAAGGAUUAGUGCUUCGAUGAAGAAACGCAAGAUAUUGACCCUGUCUGCAGUUCGCUUUGAAGAUAAGCCUGCGCGGGCUCACACUUUUUUCACAUCGCAGAUCGCUUUCAAGAUACGGCGGCCACCACCGAAGUAAACGCCUCCCUUUUUCGCUUCCCCGCCGUGCCUAGCGCGGAACAGUGCUUCCCCCCCCCCCCCCCCCCCCCCAGGCUGACCCCCGCAAGCUUUCACUCGCACACACAGCGUACGGCGCGCGGCAACGAUGUUGCCGUGUUUGGACUUUACAUGGAACCUCAAAGCUACGUCCACGGUGACAGCACAAAUGCGCUUGGCAAUAAAAUGUGCUUCUGCGCGGUUACUGCUCCGACGGCGACAGCAAAUUCGCACCCCCUACCAGCAGCUUCUCCGCAUUACCAGGAACUUAUGUCGAAGCCCAUGCUUUUCUGUGCGGAAAUCGACAACAGCUGUACGAGCAGGAAAUACGUCAUGGUGGCCAUGUUGUACGUUCACUAUCGCUGGCGACUGUCGUCUGGACGUUGCAACUCGAGAAUUGAACGUCUGCGCACAUGAGAUUUCUGCGCACUAUCCUUACUUCGUAUAGCGGUCUGCUAAUUUGCUGUCACAAUCGAUGGUUCGCCUUCGGGCGAAACUGGAACUGGGACUUUUUGUUCAUCGCAACUUUAGGGUAUUGGGAGUAAAUCUUGAGCGAUAGUACAUACGACAAGCGUUUCUUUUUCGAAUUUUCGUGCCGAACCUGCAUAUAACGAAAUCCUCUCUAUAACGAAGUUUUUCGGGAAUUUGUCAAUUUCGUUAUAUCCAGGGUUAACUGUAUACUUGUUGUGAGCCAGUGACGUGUCUGUGUCCUUUCACUGGUGUUCCAUCUCUUGCGCUGUUCUAAAUUCAAAUUAUGUCGUACCAACUACCAAGGAUCCACUUUAGCAAUCCUAUAUGCCUGCAAAGUUUCUCGCCUCAUCUUUUCGUGCAACUCCUGCCUCGAUUGUACCCUAAAUCGAGAAGCUAUAGAACUUGGAUUCCUGUCUUGACAUUCCGUUUUCUAGUAUUAGGACAUUGAAUGUGGUAAGAGAGUAGUAAGUAAUCGUUGCCCCAUAUGUCGUCUUCCUUGUCUUUUUAUGUGUCCUUCUGGGUGCUUUAUGAGCAGGAAUAGCUCCACUGAAUGCAUGCUGGCUUGGGAUGUCACGGCUUAGAAUGCUUGUCCCAGAAAUGCGAACUUAGGAACUUGCAUUCCUGGCUUGACUUGGAGUGGCCAAAUUUUAUUUUCGUUGCUUUAUUAAAGGGACACUAAAGUGAAAUAAAAAGUCAAGCGAAAGUGAUAGAGCAAUGCUCUAGAACGUCUAAGGCGUCAAUAUAAUCGCGAACAGAGCUUUAGUAAUCGAUAAAUUUAGGUAAAUGUAGGACAUGAUAAGAGACUCCCCAGGGACAUUCCGGUGCCUACCCGAUGACGAAGGCACUCCUAAAAAAAAUAUGUCACUAGUACUCAACCACUCGUAUUAAGAAGAUUGUUUCAUUGGAUUAUAAGACAGAAGAAAGUGCUACUUGUCUACUUCUAUUAGAUUCUUAGAAAAAAAUAUCUUUUUGGUGUUACACUUGAUAACGACGCGGGCGGUCAAAAGGUUUCGUUUUCGCUCAACUUUGCGCUGCGGUCGCUUUCGAGUUUCAGAAGUUUCGUUAUCGUGUAGUAUUGCGCUCAUGGGGGAAAAUCUUUUCUUUCCUCCAUGACUGCGCUGGUGUUGCUGGCUCGUUAAACUCGCACCUGAAUUUGCUAGCAGCUUGAGAGUCGCGACGGCACGUCCAGACGGUGACCAGCUUCGUCGUCCGACCUCACAUUGCAGGAGUCCUCGCUGCUUUCACGCUUGGACGAGCCGGUGUCGAGGCCGCCGUCGUAGUAGGCAACAACGCCGGCAGUGCGAGUUUCAGCAGCAUGUCACGCUCAUUGGAGCUUAAAUCACUAAAAUCGAGCCCAGCAUCGCAAGCCAAUGUGUCGUUGUCAAGGUCGUCAACUAGUUGAUCCAUUGCGACGAGCGUCGAUGAUCACCGUGUUGACAAUUCGGCGCGCACUUUUCCUUCCGCUAUGGUGGCUAGCCACUAUACUUCUGCUUUCGCACUGCCGUCGGCUCUGUCUUGGCACUGUUUCUGGCCGCGUGUGUGGGCUUUGUGCAAAAAAAAAAUGCCGUAGCGCUGUCUGCAGGCGCCGUUUUACUCACUGGCGGCACGACGUCACGAUAUGGCUAUGACGUCACCACUCCUCGCUCGGGCGCGCGAUUUGAAUUGCGUUAGAGGUACGCGGACGCUUCAGGUGCAAUUUUCUCUUAAGAUAAGUCUUUUCUUGGCACGAAACGUGUUUCGAGGUUUCUGGUACCAUAUUUUAACAGUCCAUGUUGAAAUAAUAUUUGCCUUUAGUGUCCCUUUAAUGCUCACUGACUGGUGAAGGUUGGUGCUUAUUAGGUCUCUGCAAGAUUCACAUGGUUCUGCGAGAGCUUGUUGAAACCACUUUAGCGACACUUUGUGGAAUAUGUUAAAGGAGCUCUGAAACACUUUUCUAACUAAUCAUAGGAUGGCCUCACUAUUAAAGUGCGUCCCACCAAUCUCCAAGCUGCAAAAAUUUUUCGAAUCCUUCGACUAGAAGUCGAGUUACCGCAGUGAUACCUGGCUUUCUCUCUCCUUUUGUCUCGGCUAGCGUGCUGGAAGCUACACAAUGGAGAAACCAAGAGGGCAAAGCCCCGGCCAAAAGUAGAGUGUCGCGGCGGUGAAAGUGCUCGUCACGGCACCAUGUGGCAACCGCGGUAGACUACGCUACGCAGCACGCCGCUGCCAUCUUGGAAGCCACUCGCAGCAGAUGCAGCUAUGCGCAGCGCAAAGAUGAAAUUACAUUUUUGUCUUUUUGAGAUCACAGACAUGUACAUUUUUCAUUUAUUUAACUCUAAAUUAGCAAUUAUGUAUCACUGAGAAUGUUCCCGCGAUCACGAAAUCAGCCAGUAGCGUUGGUCGGCCAACUGGUUUCGAUCAACUUUCGAUGACGACAUUGCGGAUGCAAGAGCGAGUGUCUGUUCACUGCUUUUGACACGAGAUUAUAAAUUUCCUGCUGCAUGCAGUGCAAUAAUAUUUGGCUCACAUGUUCACGGGAGCAUCAUUAACCGUUCGACAAUGUUUGUUUACUGUACUCGAAAAGUGUUUCAGGGCCCCUUUAACAUAGUGCUCAGAGAUUAGAAAAGGAAUUUAGCCAAAACCUGAAUGAUGCAUCUAUGUGAACAUAACUGCACUAAAACCAGCAGAUAAUUAGUAGGCCCAAGCCAUUCAAAAGCCAUAAACACAAGAAUGUGCAUGUUCACGCUUAGGUGCAUGUUCGCUGGAUUGCUCUAGGUCAAGCUGCAGCUCUGCAUACUGCUGGCAUUUGCCCUGUUCCGAAGGCUUCAUGUUGGACAAAAAUGGCUACAUGUGGCUGGUGUCUGAAACUACUGUUACUCUUGCCUGCAGAACAACUUUUAAAAGCGCAUAUAAAGUUGGCCUGCGGUCUUCCAUAUAGGAUUCAGGCAAACUGCCAUUGUUGGAAGCUACUGGAGUUUCUGCGUAAUGUGCAGUUGCAUCAAUCUACAUAACGUUUUACUGUGAAAGCUCAAAAUUGUGUUUGCUGUGCCUGUCCGCCCUUUUCAAUACACAGCCGGCUGUCAUGGUCAAGUCAUUGUUGCUAUGUUGUUGUUGGGCCACUUUCGAAGUGAAACUUUUUUUGCCUCUUCCUUGGGUUUUGGCGGUUGUCAUCAUUUCCUUGGCAGAUAUAUUUGUAGAUAUACAGGGUGCCCUAACUAUCAUGCAUCAAGAUUUCAAAAUAUUCAAAUGCCACAUAGCUAGACAGAAUGAAGGUAAUGUUUGCAGUCGCUUGGAGGUACUGAUAUUUUUUACAUUCUGCCUAAUUAAAUAAUUAGUCCUAAUUAAUUAAUCAACAUCUCAAAUAAUAUAAUUAGAUGAGAAGUUUCAAUGAGAAAAUUGUAGAGCAGGAUGAAAAACUCCCUGUACAGCUUUCUGUUGCUCAAAACGUGCUGCAUAAAAGUUUUUUCGAACAUGAAAGAAGCCCGCGAAUAUACGCAGAGUGGCUCGAGCGGCCAGUCAUGCGGAAAUUUUGCGUGUAUUCGCGGGCUUCUUUCAUGCUCGCAAAAGCACUUUUAUGCCGAACUUGGCGACCAUGCUUACUGGGUAUGUUCUUGCCAAGUUGACAGCUUGGGCCACUGCACAAGCGCUCUGAUAACUCCCUGCUGGCUGCUGUCUGGCCUAGUAGACGACUUGGGUUGCUGGGUACGGUGCCGCUGGGUACAUGCCCGAACAGACAACUUCAGCAAUGGGUAUGUCUCACUGGGUAUGUUCCCAUUCUUUGGCCAGCGACCCAGAAUAGAUGUGCCACUACACCACAAAUGGUAUUAAGCCAUACGCACAUUAAGAUGUGUGUCACCCUUCUCUGUGUAUGCAUUUGUCAUCAACUUUUCUUGACUGUAGCCCUCGACAUUAGUUAACUGAAAACCUCUCCACAGAGGAACUGCUGCAACAAAAUGUUCCUUGAUUACACCUACAUUCGCACUGGCCCUGCCAUACUAUUUUAACAUGGUAGACAGACCUUAAAGGAUCUGAACUUGAGCUUGUUGCAACAAGUAUGGCGUCAUUACAGGAAACAGCGCGACAAAACCUUACAAGAAAAAAAAAAGAAGACUGGACAGCUGCUGACUACCAACAUUUGCGUUUAUGUUUGCAAGCAUAAAUGGUAUGCAUAUAUAUUUGUGCUCGCAAAAAUAAACACAAAGGUAGGAAGUCGGUGCCUGUCCAGUCUUUCUCGUCAUGUUUUUUCGCGUGGUUUCCCGUAAUGUAGAAAGACCUUCGCUUGUUGGUAGAUUAGGCUAUUGUGAGAGAACAGAAACGCUAAUGAGCAGUUAUGCAGACACCUAAUAGAUGGCCGCAGUGUUGGUGCUGGGUUUCCACACAAAACACAGGAUGGUGCUCGGUGUGAGAAGGAUUGUGGUGCAGGGAGCCAUUGCCACAAAAAGUAGUGAAUAAAGAGCAGUUGAACAUGCA